This is a messenger RNA of Acyrthosiphon pisum (pea aphid), 2137 nucleotides long. RefSeq names its product pre-piRNA 3'-exonuclease trimmer. Gene Ontology annotation, molecular function: RNA binding; 3'-5'-RNA exonuclease activity. Gene Ontology annotation, biological process: nuclear-transcribed mRNA poly(A) tail shortening; priRNA 3'-end processing; siRNA 3'-end processing. The record is from RefSeq and is a predicted model, not a curated record. Lineage: Eukaryota; Metazoa; Arthropoda; Insecta; Hemiptera; Aphididae. The transcript has 13 exons. The coding region runs from base 238 to 1842 and encodes 534 amino acids. Gene Ontology annotation, cellular component: nucleus.
UUUCAUUCUCCCGACUAUAAUAUAGUAUACUAUUAGGUACCUUGUUAAUUAUUAUACCAUUUAUACGUACAGUACUGCAGCGAAUAUAAAAUGUUUACAGUUGAAUUUCAAUUUGUUAGGUAAUAGAUAUUUAAUACCUAUAUAUUAUAGGUUUUUCCCAUAAAUCUAUAGUUUAUAGGUUUUCCACACAUUGAUUAAAAAUCAAAUUUUUUUUUGAUUUUAUUUUACAUUUAAAAAAUGGGUGAGAUUACUUGUGAAAAUUUUUAUUCCGAAUUGCCGGUUAUCGAAAGCGCAAUCAAAGAAUGUGCUUUUAUAAGCUUAGAUAUGGAAUUCUCAAAAUUAUUCGACAAUAUAUCGAAGCCAUUUAGUUUAUUCGAUACAACUGAAGAACGAUACAACAAAUUGCACCAAAAAGUAUCUGAUAUAACUUGUAUUCAGUUUGGUAUGGCGAUUUAUGUUUAUGAUGACAAAAUUAAAACAUUUAAAACGAGUACCUACUCAUUUUAUACAUACCCGCAGACAUUUUAUAAGUCUGAUAGUGUGGUCAAUUUUCAAACAUCAUGUGUUGAAUUUUUAUGUAAACAUAAUUUUGAUUUUAACAAGUUAUUUCAUAGUAGGGUACCAUAUUUAACCGAUGAAGAAGAAUUAAAAAUAAAGUCAGAAAUGUUGGAUGAAUUUUUUUUUGACAAAUAUUUUGAAACUAAUAUAAAAUUUCGUUCUAUUGAAGAAGAAUUAAUGAAAGUUUUAAAAAUUGUUUCUGAAUGGUAUGAUACUGCCAAUUAUGGAGAGCAGACGUUUUUAGAAAUAAAUGGAUGCAAUGAACCUGCAUAUACUAUAUUAAUGCAAUAUUAUCUUCUGAAAAAGUUAAAAUAUAUACUCAUAGAUGAAAGUCAAUUAGGAUUGAAUAUUACAAAAAUAGAAGCUAAUACAAAUUCAGAAAUAUUGAAUAAAACAAUUCAUGAAAAUCUAAAAUUAAAUUUAUUAAAUAAAAUGAUGGGUAUCAAAUAUUUAAUGAAACUAAUAUCAAAGUUGAAAAAACCGAUAAUUGGGCAUAACUGUGCUUUAGAUAUUUUAAUUUUAUCUAACCAAUUUUUCACACCCUUACCUGAAAACUUCAAAGAUUUCCAAAAUUUUGUAUUCAACAACUUUGGACCAAUUUAUGAUACUAAAUUAUUAUGUAAGGAAGUUAAACGUAUAGUAUCUAAAAAUGAUAAAUGGAUUGGAAGUUCUCUCCCGGAAAUAUAUUCUUUUUUAAAAGAUGGAGAUGGCAAAAAAUAUUCAGAUACUAUACGUAUUCAAUUGACUGGUAUUGAAGAACCUCAAGAUAUGAAAUUACACCAUGCUGGGUGGGAUGCCUAUUACACUGGUUAUUGUUUUGUUAGAAUGAUUCAUAUUAUUAAAAGCUUCUCUAGUAAAACUGAAAAUAUGAGUCUGAGAUAUACCUUAACAGAACUUUUAAAAUCAAUAGAAUUUUCUAAGAACAAAUUGUUCACCAGUCGAUCAAUUUCAAAUAUUUUGGAUUUGGAGGCAAAUGAUCAUCAUAAUCCCACAAAUUAUUUAAUUAUUCAGAAUAAAGGAAUUCUUUAUAAGGAAUUGGAUUUAAAAAUACUUAAACAAGAUCUCCAAGAAAUUUGUAAUUUUGAUAUAAAAUUACUUUCAAAGUAUACUGCAUUGGUUGCCUUCCCUUUCAUGCAUAGUCGUAUCAUUUAUAAACUAAAGACAACCUACAAUGUGGAAAAUUAUUCAAUAUAUCAAAGGAAAAAAACAAACAAACAAAUUAUUUGCCUCAGUUUAGCUAUAAUAACUACUUGUGUAACAAUUAUGAAAUAUUUAAGAAAAUGAUUAAAGAUAUUCCAUAAUUAUCACAACAUGGUCUGAUACAAAAUUCCUGAUGCUUGUUCAAAAUGAUUUUUGAUGUAACAUUAUUACGUUAUUUGUAGGAUCAUACUUCAUAACAAUAAUGAAUUUCUGACUGACUGACAUAUAUUAUAAGUUAUAAAAUUGUUUAUACUUUAUUUUUAUUUCAUUGUUAUAUCUUAUUCUAAAAUCAAUAGUAAAUAUAUAAUAAUAUAAUUUAAGUUUGUUUACUACAUAUGUUAAAAUUCUUGGUUGCAUAAAUAAAAUAUUAUAUUCUAGG